This is a messenger RNA of Colletotrichum graminicola M1.001, 957 nucleotides long. RefSeq lists its product as uncharacterized. Bases 1 to 957 code for a protein of 318 amino acids. The transcript is spliced from 3 exons. Lineage: Eukaryota; Fungi; Ascomycota; Sordariomycetes; Glomerellales; Glomerellaceae. The record is from RefSeq and is a predicted model, not a curated record.
AUGAAGUUCUCCGCCGUACUGUCCCUCUCCGCCGCCGCCUUGGCCUCGGCCAAGUCCGCCCACAACAACUACCCCGUCCGCCGCGACGGCCACAAGUCGAAGGCUGCCGCCGAUCUCCUCGCCAGCCUCCCCAUGGGCAUUAGCGGUGCCGGUAUCACCAACACCCAGGUUACCGAGAUCAUCAUCAUCUGGGCGAACCCCGGUGCCGGUGCUCCCACGAUCAACAUCAACCAGCCCGCCGGCGGCGUCGCCGCUCCUCCGGCUGGUGCCGCCCCCCCUCCCUCCGGCACUGCCCCCCCGGCUGGCGCGACCACUCACCACGUUACCGUUGGCGGCCCCGCUGGUCUCGUCUACACUCCCGACCAGGUCAAGGCCAACGUCGGUGACAUGGUUGUCUUCACCUUCAUGAGCCAGAACCACACCGUCACGCAGUCCGCCUUCGCCACGCCCUGCGACCCCCUCGCCGGCGGCAUGAACUCUGGUUUCAUGCCUAACCCCAACAACACGGUGAACCCGCCUCCCCAGGUCGCCAUGCAAGUCAUGGUUUCCGACCCUCUGUGGUUCUACUGCGCCCAGAACGGCCACUGCGGAAAGGGCAUGACCUUCUCCAUCAACCCCACCGCCGCGAAGACUCAGGCCCUGUUCCAGUCCAUGGCCAUCGCCCAGAAGGGCAAGGGCGCUGCUAGCCCCAUCACCGGAGGCACUCCCCCUGCCGCCCCUCCCGCCGAGUCUGCCCCCGCUGCCGCCCCUCCCGCCGAAUCUGCUCCCGCUGCCGCCCCUCCUGCUGCACCCGCCGCUGGUGGCAACAUCCAGCAGGGCUCUGGCCAGAUCAACGGCGCCGGUGCUUGCGUGUGUGCCGUCACCUGCUCCGCCGGCUCGUUCCCCGUCGGCGCUCAGGGCGUCGGCUCUUUCGGCGGCAUGGCUGGUUCUCUCCCCAUGAACAUGAUGGAGGCAUAA